ACAGAUACUUUUAACAUUUUGCAAGUGCUUGGAAUGUAAAUGGAUUUGAUGAGAUGGUACAAUAUACCAUUCAAGGGGACUGGAUUUGUCUUUCUGUUGUUUGGUAUUGCAAUUGAAAUUUGCCCAUGGCAUGUGCUGGAGGAAGUCAUGAGAUUGUUUUGGUAGGGUCAAUGUCACCCAUAACCAAGCAAAAGGUUUUGGAUAAUAUAGAGUUUAAAAACCUCUAUUAGUUUUAUUAGUCUGUCUUUGAUUUUUAAGUCGUUUUCCCUCCUCUCUUUGCUGUAUUUUUUUAAAAGCCCACCAACACUCCAUGUGCAUCAUCUUCCCUACCCUCAGUUAUUGCUGCUUUUUUGCAAGUAAAGAAUCCAUCUUUAUCUCUCUUUAUAUAUAGAGAGAGACGUGCAUUUCUAAUCAUGGAGGUUCUUCUGGCAUUGCAUGUGCAUCAAUGACCUCGCCCCACUUCGCAUUAUUUUACACUUCUCUGCCUCUUUCUCUAACCAAUCCUUAACCUCGAACUCUCCCUUUCUCUACUAUAUAUACUCUUUACAAUAUCUUUGAUUUUCUUGAGGUGACAAGAAGUCUUCAGGACUCAGGACCAGUUCUUGAACCUUGCAAUGAACAGUCCAAUAGGUAGCAGCAGGUCUUGGUCCAUUAGUGAGGACUCUUUAAGAAGGUAUGUGCACUUUGCAAGCGAAAGCUGUAUACAGGAUUUGCUAUCAGCUUCUGACUCCAACAGGUUUGGAAAUGGUGAUGAUGGAUGGAAGGUUAUGAAUCUAGACAAUGGGGUUGAGAUAUCAAAACGUAGGUCUGGUUCAUUCCACACCUUUCGAAGCAGGUGGCUGCUAAGAUCAGUCUCUCCACAACAAUUCAUCACUGUUGCUAAUGCCAUAGAUGCUGCAAGGCAAUGGGAUCCUGACCUGGUGGAAGCAAGAUAUAUAAAAGAUCUGGAAGAAAAUUUGAGCAUAAUUCGCCUAAGAUUCGGGGAGAACUCUAAACCUCUCUUUAGAAACAGAGAAUUCAUAGUAUAUGAGCGACGAGAAACAAUGGAAGAUGGAACCUUGGUGGUAGCCGUAGCUUCGCUGCCGAAGGAGAUAGCUGCUGGUUUGCACCCUAAGCAAAAUAAUGCCAUAAGAGGACUACUGCUUCAGUCAGGCUGGGUUGUGGAGAAGCUUGAAGAUGACUCUUGUAUGGUCACAUAUGUUGUUCAGUUAGAUCCUGCUGGAUGGCUGCCCAAAUGCUUUGUUAAUAGGUUCAACACAAAGCUGGUAAUGAUCAUUGAGAACCUGAGGAAAAUAGCACAAAAUUGUCCAACUGAUACGUGAAGUCUACUUUGUAAAAAAGAAAGAGAGUAAUAUUUUUAUAUAUAAUCAUAAUGAGAUAUCGUUACAAUUUCAUCUCUUCUCUCUCUGUAUCUCAGUGAGGAUUAGGGUUUGCUCAGUUGGUAAAAUCAUGAUCUUUAAUGGGUAAUAUAUUUAAUUUGGAUAUGAUAUCUAUAUUAAGAGAAAAAAGAAGAAAUUUGGACAUUUUCAUGAGAUGGGAAGCUGUGCAACACCAAGAUAGAGGAUCUGUUUUGGUGGGAUGUGGUCCUGUAAUUUCAACCAUCAUCAUCACAAUACAAGCUGGCGGUCACAAAAGAACAAAAGACAAGUGUGGUCAUCUAGGACCAUUUCUUUGCAUUCUUCCUAUUCUUUCAAUUUAAACUGUGGGAGAACUUUGAAGUCUAAGUCAUUUUCUUCUUUUUUUUCCCUUUUAUUUUAUUUAAUUUGUUGUUUUUAAGAAUGGGAUAAUGCAACUUUUUACUGGUUGGAAGGAUUUAUUUUAGGGAAAUUAUUAUUUAA
This is a messenger RNA of Manihot esculenta (cassava), 1838 nucleotides long. Its product is annotated as START domain-containing protein 10. The coding region runs from base 615 to 1322 and encodes 235 amino acids. The record is from RefSeq and is a predicted model, not a curated record. Gene Ontology annotation, molecular function: lipid binding. Lineage: Eukaryota; Viridiplantae; Streptophyta; Magnoliopsida; Malpighiales; Euphorbiaceae. The transcript is spliced from 5 exons.